This is a messenger RNA of Dermatophagoides farinae (American house dust mite), 1196 nucleotides long. The record is from RefSeq and is a predicted model, not a curated record. NCBI's taxonomy places the organism in Eukaryota, Metazoa, Arthropoda, Arachnida, Sarcoptiformes, Pyroglyphidae.
CGUGAUCAUAAUAAUAAAAACAACAACAAUAAAAAGAGCGUUAAUAGUGUUAGACGGAGAAGAUUUCGUUCCGGUUUAGAUAUGAUACGUAAUUCGCGGAAAAAAUCAUACAAAACUAAAAUGAUACGUAAAGAACAACAAUGUAAUAAUAAUAAUAAUGGGAAAAAAGAAAUUUCAAUGGAUAAUUCAAUCAAUGGUCGCCGUUUUGUUGUGAAUAAAUCAUUGGGUGAAACACUUUUACAUCGAUCAGCUAGAAAUAAUCGAUUGAAUGUCGUACGAUUAUGUUUAGAAUCGGAUGCUUGUGAUGUGAAUGCAAGAGAUAAUGCUGGUUACACACCAUUACAUGAAUGUUCAUCACGUGGAAAUUUGGAAAUUGCUCGUCUUUUAUUGCAACAUUCUGCCGAUGUUAAUGCCAGUGCUACUGGUGGCAUAAGGCCACUUCAUGAUGCAAUUGAAAAUGAUCACAUUGAAAUUGUUCGCCUGUUACUUUCAUAUGGAGCUGAUCCACAUAUAUCUACUUAUUCGGGAACAACACCACUACAAUUAAGUCGUUCAAAAAUGAUGAGUAAAUUUUUAAAUGGUUUCUAUAGUGAUAUUAGUUCAGAUCGUUCAAUGAUUGAUGAGACAAAUGUAUGGAAAUUUAAUAGCCACGAUCAUCAUUGUUUAGAUUCAGGUUUCGAUGUUUUUGCUGACAUACCAUCAAAUGAUUCGAAUGAUGAUGAUGGUGAUGAUGAUGAUGACAUGGAAUAUGAAUUUGAAGCCAGUUGUCGACCAUUAUUAAAUCUUUAUACGUUCCUACAUAAACCUAAUCAAUGUCCAUUUUAUCUUGUUUGUGAUGUGAUUAAAUCAUUGAAAAUGACACGUGAAAUAUUCAUUAAUAAAUAUCAUCAUAUGGUCAACAUUUCAAGAAUAAAUCGGUCAGAUUUUGAAACAAAUGGCCUAAUUGUUCAAUUGGAAAAAAGACGAUCAAAUUGUAAAAUACUAAAUGAUAAAAACAAACAAACAAUGAAUGAACAACAACAACAACAACAGCAGCAUGAAAUUGAAAUUGUUUACCAAAGCGAACAAAUUAAUAGGAUUCUUGAUAUUGAACUAACUGUGAUAUGAUUUAUAUUUACUGGUUGAUUUGAAACAUGUGCAAAUGUUUCUCUACUUAUUUUAUUUAAUUUAAUAAAUAUAAAAUUGAUGAUUAAAAU